AAAGAACCAAUUCCUCCUUCUUCCUCCAGGUUCAAGAGGCAUAUUGUCUCCCUGCUGAUAAUUUUCCCAUCCUCCAAUCUUCGUAGGAGUUGAAUUUGGUCUGAUCGUGUCUUACAUCUGAACCCCUCAUAGCUACCCUCAGGACCGCGGUUGUCAACAUGUUGGCCACUCGACAGGUCCUGGGCAACGUUGCCCGAUCGCGGGUCAUGUCCAACAUGAACCUGCGUAGGUGCAUGGCCUCCGUGGCCGAUUCGGCCUUGGACAAGAAGGUCAAGCAAAACAACUGGGAAGAAGGCAACUUUAUCAACUAUAAGAAGAUGUCUGAGAACUUGGCGAUUGUUCGUAGUCGUCUAAAUCGCCCCCUAGCAUACGCCGAGAAGAUCUUAUACUCCCAUCUUGACGACCCUCACGGACAAGAAAUCGAGCGGGGUGUCUCUUAUCUGAAGUUGCGACCCGAUCGAGUCGCAUGUCAGGAUGCUACUGCUCAGAUGGCCAUCCUCCAGUUCAUGUCUGCCGGCAUGCCUUCUGUAGCGAACCCUACAACUGUACACUGUGAUCACCUGAUCGAGGCCCAGAUCGGCGGAGAGAAAGAUCUUGAACGAGCUAUCAGCAUCAACAAGGAAGUAUAUGACUUCCUAGCCUCAGCAUGUGCCAAGUACAACAUUGGAUUCUGGAGACCCGGCUCCGGUAUCAUCCACCAAAUCAUCCUCGAAAAUUAUGCCUUCCCUGGCGGUCUAUUGAUCGGUACUGACUCUCACACACCUAAUGCUGGUGGUCUAGGUAUGGCUGCCAUUGGUGUUGGUGGUGCUGAUGCUGUCGAUGUCAUGGCAAACCUGCCUUGGGAACUGAAGGCGCCGAAGGUCAUUGGAGUGCGGCUGACUGGGGCCCUGUCCGGCUGGACAGCACCCAAAGAUAUCAUCCUAAAGGUCGCCGGCAUACUUAGUGUUAAAGGUGGCACAGGCGCAAUUAUUGAAUAUCACGGCCCUGGUCUUGACAGUGUAUCAUGCACUGGCCUGGCGACAAUUGCUAAUAUGGGGGCUGAAAUAGGUGCCACCACCUCCGUAUUCCCUUUCAACGACCGCAUGUAUGACUACCUAAAGGCUACUAAGCGUACUGAAAUCGGUGACUUUGCCCGAUCUUACGCCAAGGAACUACGUGAGGACGAGGGUGUCGAGUAUGACCAGCUUAUCGAGAUUAACCUUUCCGAGCUCGAGCCGCACAUCAACGGUCCCUUUACCCCAGAUCUAGCGACCCCUAUCUCCAAGUUCUCCGAGGCUGUCAAGGCCAAUAAUUGGCCCGAGGAGCUUAAGGUUGGUCUGAUCGGAUCUUGCACAAACUCCUCAUACGAAGACAUGUCUAGGGGUGCUUCCAUCGCUCGGGAUGCUCUUGACCAUGGUUUAAAGGCUAAGUCUGCUUUCGUUGUUACUCCUGGUUCCGAACAGAUCCGAGCUACUAUUGCCCGUGAUGGCCAACUUCAGACUUUCGAGGAAUUUGGCGGUAUAGUGUUGGCUAACGCCUGUGGCCCCUGCAUUGGUCAAUGGGAUCGACGGGAUGUCAAGAAGGGCGAGGCCAAUUCGAUCUUGUCCUCCUACAACCGUAACUUCACCGGCCGAAACGACGGCAACCCUGCAACGCAUUCUUUUGUUACUUCCCCUGAUCUAGUUGUCGCCAUGUCAAUUGCUGGCAGCCUACACUUCAAUCCCCUGACCGAUAAGCUGAAGGAUAAGGACGGUAAUGAAUUCCAGCUUGCUCCUCCCACUGGCGAUGGUCUCCCCACGAAGGGUUACGACCCUGGUAACGAUACUUACCAGGCUCCUCCUGCUGAUCGCACCUCGGUCAGCGUCCAGGUCUCACCAUCUUCCGACCGUCUUCAGGUUCUGCAACCAUUCCAGCCGUGGGACGGCAAAGAUGCUCUAGACAUGCCUAUUCUUAUCAAGGCAAAGGGAAAGACUACUACUGACCACAUCUCCAUGGCUGGUCCUUGGCUGAAGUACCGUGGACAUCUCGACAACAUCUCCAACAACAUGUUGAUUGGCGCCAUUAACGAGGCCAACGAUGAGGCCAACAAAGUCAAGAACGCCACAACUAAUGAUUGGGAUGCUGUCCCGGCUGUAGCCCGCGACUACAAGGCCAAGGGAAUCAAGUGGGUUGUCAUUGGUGACUGGAACUAUGGCGAGGGAAGUUCCCGAGAGCACGCCGCUCUGGAGCCGCGACAUCUUGGUGGACUAGCCAUCAUUACCCGAAGUUUUGCCCGUAUCCACGAGACCAACUUGAAGAAGCAGGGUAUGCUUCCUCUCACAUUCGCAGAUCCUGCCGACUACGACAAGAUCAAGCCAGAUGAUAGGAUUGAUCUCCUCUGCACGGAGCUAGCUGUCGGCAAACCUAUGACGAUGCGGGUACAUCCUAAGGACGGCAAGCCUUUCGAUAUAAAACUUCAACACACAUUUAAUUCUUCUCAGAUCGAAUGGUUCAAGAAUGGAAGCGCAUUGAACACGAUGGCUAAGAACGCGAAAUGAAAGCCCUACGGGAUGAUGCGGAAAAUCAGAUCAGUAAUAUAGGAGAGAUUCAUGCAGGCGCAUUGUGGGGAGGCCUGCUGGAAUUACAGCACUCGGGGUGUAUAGGAACUUGGGUUGGUUUUACGGAUUCAUGCUUUAUGGGACCAUUAUAUUUCUACCCCGUCAUGAUGUUUCCCCAGCCGGUUCUAGAAUUUUUUUAUAGUUUGUACAAAACGAACUCUGACGAAAGAAUUUAAGUCGUUACGCUGUUCCAGUUUCCUUCCGUGAAGCUUUCAAGGUGUCUACAUGAGUUUCUAGUGUUAAUUUCUAUGAUUUCAUGUUUUUGCAAUGCCAUAUAUCCUUACAUUAGGUACCUAACCUUAGGUAGUUAGGUAGGUAUGCUUAUCUUAUUCUCCCAUAUUCCGAUUCUUAUAUUCCAGUUAUAAUUCCGAGACAUUUAAAUAAGCAAGGUAUUAAUAUUACAAGGUUACGUUUCCUUGUA
This is a messenger RNA of Daldinia decipiens, 2997 nucleotides long. Its product is annotated as aconitate hydratase. The record is from RefSeq and is a predicted model, not a curated record. The transcript has 5 exons. The coding region runs from base 159 to 2516 and encodes 785 amino acids. NCBI's taxonomy places the organism in Eukaryota, Fungi, Ascomycota, Sordariomycetes, Xylariales, Hypoxylaceae. Gene Ontology annotation, cellular component: cytosol; mitochondrion. Gene Ontology annotation, biological process: tricarboxylic acid cycle. Gene Ontology annotation, molecular function: aconitate hydratase activity; 4 iron, 4 sulfur cluster binding.